Moneuplotes crassus is the source of this 2640-nucleotide messenger RNA. Lineage: Eukaryota; Ciliophora; Spirotrichea; Euplotida; Euplotidae. The record is from the annotation of a GenBank genome assembly.
AUGUCCGAAAACGACGAGUCACAUUAUAGUGACCUUGAUUACCUCCUCAAGCAGAAGGAAGAGGAGUUAAAAGGACUAGGAGCCAUGCGAGCCAGGGCACUGGAGAGAACCAAUGAAGAACUUAAGGAGCAAAUUGAGAAGUUCUCUAAUCUGUUGAAAAUCAAAGAAGAUGAGAAUGAGAAACUUAGGCAGCAAUUCUCCCACAUAAAUUUUAAAAGGGAAGAAUAUGAGAAUAAGAUUAAUUCCUUAAUGAAUACGCUUCAGGAGAAGGAGGCUGUCUUUUAUAAUGAUAUAAUGAGAGAACGAAAGGAGUCGUAUAAUUACAAACAAGAAAUCGCCAAAUUAAGAGCUGACUUAGAGGUUAAUUCCUAUCCUCAACAGGAUAUUAUGAAACUUACAUCCGAAUUUAACCUUAAAAAAGAAAAAUAUGAGAAGACUAUCCAAGAUCUACAAAUGGGUUCAAUGAAGGUUCCAGAUUAUCGAAAACAACUCCUAGAAGAGAAAGAGGAAGAAAUAAACCAAAUAAGAACAGAAUAUAUGGGGUUGCUCAAUCAGAAAAAUUCCUUACUCUCUGAGAAAGACAGAGAGAAUGAAGAGCUUGUGCAACAAUUGGAAGACAAAAAGAGAGCAAUCUCUCGUUUAGAAAGCGAUGAAAGACUCCAUGAGGAAGGUCUGCGACAACAUGUGGAUAGCCUAAAGAAGCUAGUAGAGGUAAAGAACAAAUCUAUUGAUAAACUCGAAGCUGAACUCCAAUCAAUUAAGGAAGAAAUGAAUUUGAAUGAGAAAGAGUUCCUACAUGAAGUGAAACGUGAGAAAGAGGACCUCCUCUCCAUGGUCAGACAGGAAAGAGACCAAAUGCAGAACGAAAUGAAGGAUUUCGAGAGACUCAAAACAUCAGAGAUUCGUGACUUGAAGAGGAACUACGAGGAGCAAAUUCGAUCUCUUGAAUUCACAAACCAAAGAUUUCAGAAGGAUAACCAAGCCCUUACUACUGAGUAUGAAGCCCAGGAGAGUUAUAUACAGAAGAAUACCAUGACUGAUGAGAUAAAGAGAGUUUAUGAGGAUUGUGACAGACAAGUUGAGAAAGUCUCCAAGAAACUCAGAGAAGUAGAAGAUAGGUAUAAGGACCUCAGAUAUGAAUUCGGUGAGCUCCAGGAAGCAAACCUCCUCAUGAAGCAAGAUCUAGACGCUAAGGAUGAUUAUAUCGAAGAACUUGAAAAUAAAGAACCCAAAAAGGCUUAUGAGCCAGUCUCUUCGGUGAUGAAAGGUGUUGAUAAGUUUGAGCUUGAGACGUUGAAGAAGAAAUUGAAGAAUAAUGAAGAAGAAAAUGUUCGCCUUCGAGCUCAAGUAAAUACAACUCAAAAAGAGCUAGACCGUCUGAAAGAUAACCUCAUCAUUCGAGAAAGAGAGAUUUAUAACAUCAAGAAAUCCAUUGCCAAUAAUGGAUCGUUUCCUUCUGAUAAGAUCAAGUUUGGAGAAUCUGCAGGGAAGGAUAAGCCAAAGUCUGAGUUUAUGCUGAGUAUUGAGUCAAACCCUAAUUUAGUAAAUGAGUUCGCUAAAAUGACUGGAAGCUCAGGCUUCAAAUAUUCCAGAGGUCCUUAUGAUGAAUCUAUGGAGAAAAUGAGAAAGGAACUUAGGCAGCAGGAUAAAGAAUUUGAUUUAAAAACUCUCUCUGAAGCUUCUUUAAGCAGACAAGAUGAGACUAGAAGUCCUCGGGAGAGGACACUUGCAUUAAUAAUGGGGGAAGAAUUGAUAUCCCCAACAGGAGAUCUUAAAAUUGAUUACAAUGCUGUCCUCGAAGAAAAUAGACAACUUAAAAUGAUUAUCAAAGAGAUGAGGAUCGAGAUGGAAAACAUUGCCCAGCAACGUGGAAAGUCACCUGACAAGAACAGCUUUGCUUCUUUACUAUCCCCCAAAAGGAAUAACUACCUUGAUGAAGCUAAUCUAAAAUUACUUGAAAAAGAAACUGAAAUAGAGCAAUUAAUGGAAGAAAUUGAGCGUCUUAAAGGAAGAAAUCCAGAUGGCCAUCCUACCACCCACAGUGUAGAGAAAUAUGAAAAGAAGCUUGAAGAGAAGAGAAAGAUUAUUGAGAAACUCAGAGAGGAAAGAGACAACCUCCUUGAAAUCUGUUCAGAGAUGAAAAUAGAAAUCAACAGUAUGAAGAAACAACAGGAAAGAGUCCCUCAUGAAGAGAAUGUAAAUAUUAACAACAUUGUUACCAAGUCUGUUAAUAUGUCCCAAAAGAAGGCAGAUAUUGAAAAUGUCAAAUCAAGGCUAGACAACCUUGGUGAGCAUGUACAAGAACUUUUCUCAGAUUUCAAGUCUGCUCUGAAUCAAAAUAAGAGAGGAAAUCCUGCGUUUGCAUGGAAGAGGCCCAAUACAGCAAGCAAGGCUAAUAUUUCUGUAUCUGCUCCUAAAGUCACCAAGUUAUUCAGCAAAUUUGAAAAGAUUCAGGAAAAAAUCAGGCUAGAAAAGAGGGGGAUUCUCUCUUCAGAAAAGAAAGUCAGGAAGAAGAGCACUAAGAGGAGGAACAAAUCCUCUGUUAGAGGUAUUGCCAUGACUCUUCUAGAGCGGAACAACCCCAGUGGGAACAGCCAGGGCUUGUACUAAGUUUAAUUAUAGGCACAAUAUUUUAAUUUA